AUGGAUAACGAGAUCCCCUUGACACAAGUACGGAGCAAUGCCAGCUCGACUGGCGCUAGAAAGCCCAACCAAGGCACUGCAACCGGCUUCAGUACACACAGCCAGAAUUCACCCGACGAGAAUGAGAAGCAUAGUUUCUUUCACCGUGGUCGAAGGAGAGCUAAUAAGGACGAACCUGCUAAGGACAAUGACCACCUAACUUCCGAAGAGACCUCCCUCAAUGCCAUGGGAAGGCUCUAUAAUAGGAUUAUUCACGCGUCUGUCGUCACGCGAUAUCUCGUUUACAUUGUUCCCGUGGCUCUCCUUCUGGCUGUUCCCUUGAUUGUCCUCCCGGCAACGGGGAAUAAGGAUAAUAUUUUGGUCGGUCAUGGCUCACGAACUAACGGCGAUGAACUCCCCGCGGUAUACAACCCUGGUCCACCCUUAUUCUACCUUUUCCUCUGGAUAGAACUGGCAUGGUUGAGUUUAUGGGUUGGCAAGAUCGUCGCUCACCUAUUACCUCCAGUCUUCAUGUUCUUCACUGGUGUUGUCAGUGCUGGAACUCGCAAGUAUGCGAUUGUCAUUCGUGCUCUCGAAAUUCCGCUCUCGCUUUUCUUCUGGGGGCUGGCUACUUUCUUGAUUUUCACAGGCCUAAUAAAAUCCAAAUACGAUGACGUUGACUGGGUUAUUACCAUUCGGAGAAUUUUGGGCGCUCUCUUUGCUUCUUCGGCCGUGUUCCUGGGUGAGAAGACUAUCAUUCAACUCAUUAGCGUUACGUACCACCAGCGAUCCUUCGCGAACCGAAUCAAAGACUCGAAACGAGAAGUUUAUCUUCUAGGAUUGAUGUACGAUGCUUCUCGGCAGCUGUUCCCUAUGUAUUGCCGCGAGUUUAUCGAGGAGGAUGAGCUUAUCAACGAUAGCAUCGAGAUAAUGCUGGCUGGUGGCAAGAAAGGGAGAAAAAAUAAAAAGAGCGGAGUGGCCACACCUAUGAGAUUGAUUGGAAAUGUCGGACGCAUCGGCGACAAGGUUACAUCCGUCUUUGGAAAUUUGGCCUCCGAGAUCACUGGAAAGGAGGUUUUCAACCCGAACUCAGCUCACUCGAUCGUCGUUGAAGCUCUUGAAAAGGCUCGAACUUCGGAGGCUCUCGCAAAGCGUAUUUGGAUGUCGUUCGUCGUCGAGGGUAACGAGGCUUUAUAUGUGGAUGACAUUAUUGAAGUUCUCGGACCCGCCCACCGUGACGAAGCCGAGGAAUGUUUCGCGGCAGUCGAUGCGGACUCGAACGGUGACAUCAGCCUUGAUGAGAUGAUUCGAAAGGUGGUCGAAGUUGGAAAAGAGAGGAAGGCAAUAGGAAAUAGCAUGAAGGAUAUUAGUCAAGCUUUGGCUGUGUUUGACCAGGUUCUCCUUUUCAUCGUUCUUCUGAUCGUUAUUUUUAUCUUCCUUGCUUUCUUCCAGAGCUCAUUCAUCACCACUCUCGCAACCGCUGGUACAGCCUUACUUUCACUAUCCUUCGUUUUCGCCGUCACAACUCAAGAGUUUUUGGGUUCUUGCAUCUUUCUGUUUGUCAAGCAUCCAUACGAUGUUGGCGACAGGGUCGAUAUUGUGGGUUCGGAGAAAGAGCAGCUGGUUGUUGAGAAGAUUUCCCUGCUUUACACCGUCUUCAAUCGUAUCGACAAGAUGCAAGUUGUUCAGGUGCCGAACAUUGUUUUGAACAACCUUUGGAUUGAGAAUGUUACCCGAAGUAAAGCCAUGAAAGAGGUUAUCGAUGUCAACGUUUCGUAUGAUACCUCCUUUGAGGACAUUGAACUCCUAAGACUCGAAAUGGAGCAGUUCGUACGGGCCUCAGAAAACGCGCGAGACUUCCAACCGGAUAUCGUUAUUGGUGUUGCGGGUGUCGGUGAUUUGGACAAGCUUCAGCUGAAAAUUGCUAUCAAGCACAAGUCCAAUUGGCACAACGAGGCUAUUCGUGCUACUAGGCGAUCCAAGUUCAUGUGUGCGCUUACUCUUGCAUUGAAGAAGGUUCCCAUCUAUGCACCUGGCGGUGGUGGUGAGGCACUAGGCGGGCCCACGAACCCAUCCUAUUCUGUUGCAGUCAGUGACUCGGACGCCGCUGCCGCUCGUGACAAGGCCGGCCAGGAAAAAGAAGCUAAGCGAAUGGUCCGGCCAACCCCGGAGAGGAACCCUUCAACAUCCAAUAAAUCUGGCGAUCGGGAGGCGAAGGCUGCUCAGGGUCUCAAUACCUUAGAUCCUGCAAAGGCAGCUGCCGAAGACUGGGGUUACAACCGGGACGAUGACUCACCUGAUGAUUCGCGCGAUGCGUCUAUUGAACGAAAGCGCUCAAAUGAUAUUGAGUCGAUGCGGUUGGAUCUUCAUAAGCGGGAGAGCCAACGUAGUGGUGGCCGCCGCAGAGCAGGUGAAACCUUGCCGCCUCAAUCCAUAAGCGAGAAUACUCCAGGCUUCCAAGUAACUCAACACAUGGGACCGUUUGAUGAAGAAGCGCAAUUAGGUGGUCCCAACCCUUAUAACACCACUUCCCACGCAGGGAAUUCAUUGCACCCACAAGCAUCUACCCGAACCAAUCAAUCCGGUAGACACGCUUCAAGCGGAUCCGCAGCUCUCGGCCGAACGAGGUCACCGAGCAACCCCUAUCAGCAACAGCGAUAG
Messenger RNA from Hypoxylon trugodes, 2640 nucleotides. Its product is annotated as Mechanosensitive ion channel-domain-containing protein. NCBI's taxonomy places the organism in Eukaryota, Fungi, Ascomycota, Sordariomycetes, Xylariales, Hypoxylaceae. Bases 1 to 2640 code for a protein of 879 amino acids. Gene Ontology annotation, biological process: calcium ion transmembrane transport; intracellular calcium ion homeostasis. Gene Ontology annotation, molecular function: calcium ion binding; calcium channel activity. Gene Ontology annotation, cellular component: membrane. The transcript has 2 exons. The record is from RefSeq and is a predicted model, not a curated record.